CGACGACUUCUUUUUUUUUGUCUUUUUUCUAUUAUAUUUUUAACAUACUACCAAAUAAAGAAGGCAUUUCUUUUCUUUUGACUUAUGGAUAGGUAUUCGCGUGGAUACGACGAACGCUAUAGAAGCUAUUAUGACCGACCUCGAUCGGACACUUAUCGACCAGGUGAAAAUUAUCGAUCUGAACGAGAUUACAGGGACGGUGGUGGACGCAGUUACUCGCCGAAUUCCCAUUACCAUUCAUCAUCGCGAUCGCCUGGGCAUGGAGGAAUGGGAGGUAGAAGCAGUAGUGGAAAUCGAGGGGAUUCUUAUUCAAAAGACCAUCGUUAUGGAAACUCUGACUCGAGAAGUUAUGCGCAUUACUCGUCUCGUGGUCCUUCUCCUUCACGGUCGUCUUCCGAUUCUCCUCGGCGAUCAUCCUAUGCGUACUAUUCACACCGUCAAUCGAACACAUCUGGAACUACUUACCCUUAUCCUUCUCGACGCUCGCCGUCAAUAGAAAAUAACCGCCGAGAAUCAUAUGACCACAGACCAACUUAUUCUCGCCGAUCUCCUUCUACAGAAAGUACACGGAGGGAGUCUUAUGACCACCGACAAUCUUAUUCCACGGGUGCGUCUAAUACAUCAUACCCACCUUAUAUGUCAAGCCAUUACUACAGAGACAGCCAUAGUUCGGGAUCACACUAUCCUUCAUCAUAUACUCCCUCAAGGAGACACUAUACUGGCCACCCUCAUUCUUCUUUUACUUCGCCUACGUCUCAUAACGCUGAUGAAGAUUCAAGUCUCAGAUCAAAUAAGAAUCCUUCAUCCUCUUCAAACACAAACACC
This is a messenger RNA of Phycomyces blakesleeanus NRRL 1555(-), 825 nucleotides long. RefSeq lists its product as hypothetical. The record is from RefSeq and is a predicted model, not a curated record. Bases 131 to 496 code for a protein of 121 amino acids. The transcript has a single exon. NCBI's taxonomy places the organism in Eukaryota, Fungi, Mucoromycota, Mucoromycetes, Mucorales, Phycomycetaceae.